AUGAGCUCUAAAAAAUUUAUAAACUCAAAAGAGCAAGUUGUUAAUGAAGCUCUUGAUGGUUUAGUGAUGCUUAAUAGCGAUAAACUUGUUAGAAUAGAAGGAACAUAAAUUAUAAAAUUGAAAAAUCCUAAUCAAAAUUAAGUUUCUUUAAUUUGUGGAGGAGGUUCAGGACAUGAACCUGCUCAUGCAGGCUAUGUUGAUCCUAAUAUUCUCACUGCAGCUGUUUGCGGUGGCGUGUUUGCUUCUCCUUCUCAUAAAGAAGUUCUUACAGCAAUACUAAAUGUUCCUAACUAAUAGGGCGUUUUAUUAAUUAUUAAAAAUUAUACUGGAGACAUCAUAAAUUUUGAAUUAGCAGCUUCUUUGGCAAGAGCUAGAGGCGUUUAAGUUGAGACAAUAGUAGUAGGUGAGGACGCAGCUUUUACUGAAAAUAAAAGAGGACUAGCUGGAACAGUUCUACUCUAUAAAAUGUUAGGUGCUGCUGCAAAUAAAGGAAUGGAUUUAUAAAAACUGAAAGAAAUCGGAACACAAAUAAUUUCAAAUAUGCAAACACUUGGUGUAAGUCUCAGUAGCUGUGCUCUCCCAGGUAACGAUCCCACUUUUAGCUUGGCUUAAGAUGAAAUGGAACUAGGAUUAGGUAUUCAUGGAGAAAAGGGAAGAAAGAGAGAGAAAAUAGCAACUGCAUAACAUAUAAUUAAAGAAAUGCUUGAUAUCAUUUAAAUUAAAGAAAAUACCCAAGUUGUAGCUCUUUUUAACAACCUUGGAUCAUGCACAGAUUUAGAAAUGAAUAUUUUGGCUAGAGAAGUUCUGCUGUAGUUGAAUCAAAAAAAUAUACAUGUAAUAAGAGCUGCUGAAGGUAGACUUAUGACAAGCCUUGAAAUGCAUGGAUUUUCACUCACCUUACUGCCUAUUUACGAUCAAUAUGUCCUAUAGUUAGUUGAUGCACCUACCUAAAAUAGACAUUGGAGUCUCUUAAGUAAUAUUUAAAUUGAUGUAAAUCAUGAAAAAGUACCAGAAAUAGGUUUGCAGUUUGCUAAAGAUAAAAACUAUGAUAGUCACUUGCAUCAAGUCCUUUAAAAAGUAUUUAACACUUUGAUAGAGAAAACUCAUUACUUCAAUGAACUUGAUGCUGAAGUUGGUGAUGGCGAUACAGGGGAAGGUUUUGAGCGCUCCUCAAAAGCAUGCCUAGCAAUAUUGUAUAAUCUUGAUUUAGAGCAUAACUUAGUAGAAUCUUUGACAAUUCUUGGAGAUGAGAUAGCUAGUAAUUUUGGUGGAACUAGCGGUCCUUUAUAUGGGGUAAUGCUAAGUACUGGUGCUCGCUUCUUAAAAAAAGAAUUAUCAGAGAAUACUUUGAAAGAUUUUUAAUAAGCCUUGUAUUAAGGAUAAUUAUAAAUUUAGCAUGUUGGUAAAUCACAAGUAGGAGAUAGAACAAUGGUGGAUGUGCUUGUGCCACUUUCUUAAGCUUUGGAGGAUGUAAUCAAUUAAAAAGAUUAGCAGAACAAGAAUGAAAUUGGCCAUAAACUGAUUUAAAUUGUAAAAGAAGCUAGCUAAAAAACUUCAUAACUAAAGGCUAAAAAAGGUAGAUCUAGAUAUUUAGAUGGUAGAGAAAUAGGUAAAUUAGAUCCUGGUUGUGAAGUCAUAGUAGCUUGGCUUACGACAUUAGUUGAAAAUAUUUGA
Messenger RNA from Tetrahymena thermophila SB210, 1674 nucleotides. Its product is annotated as ATP-dependent dihydroxyacetone kinase/FAD-AMP lyase (cyclizing), putative. Gene Ontology annotation, cellular component: cytosol. The transcript has 3 exons. The record is from RefSeq and is a predicted model, not a curated record. Gene Ontology annotation, molecular function: glycerone kinase activity. Gene Ontology annotation, biological process: glycerol catabolic process. Lineage: Eukaryota; Ciliophora; Oligohymenophorea; Hymenostomatida; Tetrahymenidae.